Molecule: messenger RNA, 1896 nt
Organism: Vitrella brassicaformis
Lineage: Eukaryota; Vitrellaceae
Source: the annotation of a GenBank genome assembly
CUGGUCGAAAAUGGUUCGCUCUUUUUGCACUGCCAACAGCAUCUGACGUACCGUAUACGCGUCGAGGGAGGCUAUGAAGGCGGACAGGCUCAGCUGGCAGGCGCCCCAGAAGCGCCUCCUCGACAGACAUCAUGAUGCUCUCUUUCUGUCGACGUCGUCCAGGACGCCGUCAACAGCAUCGAGCGAAGACAGCGACAUGAAUGACCAUCACUCUCACCAACAGCUUGAGAAUGUCCCCCUGCUGGCCGGGACUGAACAUUCGCAUGGCAUUGCGACAACGCCAUUGCCCAUUAUCGAACAUUAUCCCGCCUUGCUAUGGAACGGGCUGUACCUGGUGGUGUCUGUGGCCGUCUCGCUCGUCAACAAGGCCCUGUUCGACACACACAUGGCCCGGCUGCCGUUGGUCGGUGUGGUGGUGCUGGCGCAGGUAGUGGUGACGGUUGUUGUCUUGAUGUGCCUGCACUGCGUUGGGUGGGCGCGGCUGCCUGGCUGGAGCGGGGAGACCUUCAAGGGGACACUGAUGCAGAGCUUAUGGUGAGUGAGUGAGUGAGUGAGACAGACACACGCAUGCACAAUGGGUGCGUGCGUGUGUGUGUGUCAAAGUGCAGGUAUGUGGGUCGCCUGUUCGGCGGUGUUGGCGCAUUGCAGUUUCUCUCGGUGCCGACGACCUCUGCCUUGAUGCGCGUCGGCCUGGUGGUGGCUGUGGGGCGAGGUGAGCUUAUGACACAGACAGACAGACAGACACGCGCUGCGUGCUGCGCGCUGUACUGUAUGUGUCUCACAUUCGCUGUGUGUGCGCUGUAUGUGGGACAGCAUUGGCCAUGCGACAUGAAGUCCACCAUGCGUCAUUGGACGUGAUGGGUGUGCUGUGGUACCACUCACUAGCAGCCAUCCCCCUAUGCGCCUUCAUCACAUGCGCCGAAACACUCAUCCGCUCAGACUUCCACACGUACCUAAAAGAGACAGACAGACACACAGUCGGUCGCAGAGAGACUUGAGAGACAGACACAACAAUCCGCCCUCCCUCUCUAUGCUAUGCAGGCUCCUGUCCCACCUCAGCGGCAACAUCCCCACAAUGGGUCUAUUGGCGGCUUCAGGCCUCUGUGUGUGUCUGCUCAACUUGUCCCACAGCCUGGCCAUGCACAACUUCCAUCGCGCAUGGGAGGCCUCCCGGGAUCAGCUCAACAGACACCGGCUGUACGCCACAUUGCAGCAGCACAUUCUAUGUGGGGGAGAGAGGGGGACAGCGGUGGGUGUGGUGAUGGUUGCGAGUGGGCUGGCCGUCACACAUGGGCUGAAGCACGUGUUGGCCGAUUUGUUGGGUGUCCUGGUGUUUCCUCACACCGUUGCUCUCAACGCAGGAUACAUCACAGGCACGCUCGCAGACAGACAGACAUACACACCCACACCCACAGCCACACACACGAAUGUCUCUCUCUCUCUCUCUCUGUGUGUGUGUGUGUGGUGUGUGUGAAGGAGUUGUGUUGUCGUGGGUGGGUAUCGUCAUGUAUGGCAAUGCCAAAUUCGCCGUGCCGGUGGUCUGCACGCGCACACAGCCCCACAGCGGGCCCCCUUCCACGAGAAGGCACAACAAACGGCGGAGACCGCAUCAUCAUCAUCAGCAGCAGCAGCAGCGGCAACAUGUGUACGGCUUUGGGUGUGGGUGCAAUGCCGUGUAGUUGAGAGUGGGGUCAGUUAGUCAGUGCGAUGGAGAGAUAGAUAGCUCUUCGUUUGUUGGUCCGGUCCAUCCCAUCGGUGGCUUCCAUCGUGAGCAGUGAAGAGAAGAGUCGCGCAGACAGGAACAGAGGUAGGCCUUGGUGUGUUAGUGAAUUAAUGUGACGGACUGACAAGACCUAGAUAGGAAACUCGUCAACAAACAAAUAACAAAUAAGUGGC